This is a messenger RNA of Anisakis simplex (herring worm), 1596 nucleotides long. Lineage: Eukaryota; Metazoa; Nematoda; Chromadorea; Rhabditida; Anisakidae. The record is from the annotation of a GenBank genome assembly.
AUGAUAGCUUCGUUAAGUGGCCGUUUGCAGUUAUCAAAUCGGCUGUUUGAAGAUCUUUGUGGCACAUCGAGCGGUUUAGAUCUGUCACUAUCAAUGGAUGCCAGUGCUCAACAGUUCGAACGGCAACAAAUCCUUUUACAACAAUUUUAUCAGCAGAAUGCUCUCAGCACAUAUUUAUCACUACUGAACAACAGCACUCAAGCAACAGACCAACUGCCCCACCAUCAAGCGUCUUCAAAGUGCUCGUCAUCGUCACCAAUUGCAGUCUUACCAUCAUGCUCAUCAUUCUCAUCACCUGCACAGUCACCAACCUCAGAUCCGUGGCUCUUAUUUGUUACUUCACCCCCUUCAUCUUCAUUAUCAUCGACGGACAAUCAGCUAUCACUCCAAAAUCGUCCAACGCCAAUAACUAUCUCAAAACCAAUCCCAUCAUACGGACACGUCAUAUCACCUCAGUCAUCAUCAACCUCACACGUUCAACAAAAAAUGAAUCGUUCAAAUCAGGUGUCUCCAUCGAAAUCAGCAUUCGAUGAUCCUUUGACAACGCUACAGUUAAUCUCAUUACAAUCUGAUCUGUUUCAACGGCAGCAAAUCAAUAAUACACAGCAACAACUGAAUCUUCUAGCUGCGCAGUAUUUGUUGAGUAAUUCUGAAUUAUUAUCCGAUGAGCAAUGCCUAUCAUCAGCAUUGCCAAGUAGUCCUCAAGCGCACAAUAUUUCCAACGAUCUUUCGAAAACGUUAGUCCACCCGCUCAUUACGCAGCUGCCAACUACCGAAACUUUACGUUUGCCAACUACACCAGCAUUACCAACUCCUGAUGCGACACCCUCUCCAUCACACGAAUCGAGUAGUCCUCAAUCUACUGCAUCAAAAAGCAGUAAAGAGAAGGAAGAAGACGAUGAAGAAACACUGUACGUUGAUGUUGAGAGCAUCGACGAUCGAACGGCUUGUAAACGACAGCGAAAGGCUCAUAUUGAAUUCUAUCGUAAGCUAAAAGCGCUGAGACAAAGGGAUAAAAUCUUGGAGUGUCAGUUAUGCCACGACAAAGUGGAGAACAGAGAACACAGUCUACGUAACCAUGUGCACAGUCAUUCUGACACGGCAUUAUUCAAAUGCAAAUUAUGUGGUGCUGAAUCAAAAGAGCAGAAUGCCAUGUUUGCGCACAUAAAGCAACACCAUCCCAACAAAGGUCAUAAUGGUUUCGAAGAUCGUCGUGAUAUGAGUAAUUUAUCGACUAUUCUGUUGAAAUGUUUUCCCAAAACAGCAGCUAAGACUCGUGUUGGUUAUAACGAGGUAAUGGAUAAAAUAAGCAAAAAUAUAGAAAACAAAUCAAUGAACAAGGUGAUUUGUGCAAUGUGCAUGAAAAGUGUUAGCGCACAGAAGAGCUGCAUCUCGCGUCAUGCUCACACUCAUCCGCAUUUCAGAUGUAAACGAUGUAAGCAGACAUAUGCACAUGAAGCAGAAAUGGUUGAACACUGCACGAAAUCGCACGAUGUAAUUGAUCCAAAAAUAACAAAAGACUUCAACGAAUGUAGUGCAGUUGAUGUGAUGCUUAUCGUUCUCAAAAAAUGUUUCCCAACGCUUACUUCCGAUUGA